AAUCCAGAUUGGACUAUCGGAAGCAGUGCAGUAAAGAUCUGGAAAUCCAGUUCCCUUCUAAUUUCGUUGUAGAGCAAACAACAGAGAGAAAAAGAAGAAAGAGAUGGGAGGAGGAGGAGAUGGACACAGCACGACAUACAAAGGGUUGACAAUGCAUCAACCAAAGCGAUGGCAUACUGUUACUGGAAAGGGCAUGUGUGCUCUCAUGUGGUUUUGGAUAAUGUAUAGGGCAAAGAAGGAUGGCCCAGUAGUUUUGGGUUGGAGACAUCCUUGGGAGGGUCAUGAAGAUCACUCUCACGGGCAUGGCCAUGGAAAUGGACAGGGGCAUGAGGCUUCCCAUUGAAAAUCUCCCAGAGAACACUGAAGCUGUUGUACCUGUUAUACUCCCGAAGCAGCUGGUGAUUCUUUACUUUUCCUUGUACAAGUGUGAUGAACAUGCACAUCGUAAUGAAUAAAGAAAACAUCCUAUUUCCAGACAUUUUAGAUGUUUCUGUUCACAUUUUGGUUACUUAACAAAUUUUUUGGUGUGGGGUCUUAUGUAUUCUUAUAUCUAUAUUCGUAGUUUGAUUUGAUUACAUAAAAAUCCAAACUUUUGGUUGUUCAAGUUAUCAAGUAGGGUUUUGUGCGUUCGCAGUUGGCGGGUUUAAUCGGUUAUUGAGUUUAAAAUCGUUUAUAAAGCAUUAAA
Molecule: messenger RNA, 685 nt
Organism: Papaver somniferum (opium poppy)
Lineage: Eukaryota; Viridiplantae; Streptophyta; Magnoliopsida; Ranunculales; Papaveraceae
Product: NADH dehydrogenase [ubiquinone] 1 beta subcomplex subunit 2-like
Exons: 4
Coding region: 104-343 (79 amino acids)
Cellular component (GO): mitochondrial inner membrane
Source: RefSeq, a predicted model, not a curated record